Molecule: messenger RNA, 511 nt
Organism: Leptomonas pyrrhocoris
Lineage: Eukaryota; Euglenozoa; Kinetoplastea; Trypanosomatida; Trypanosomatidae
Exons: 1
Coding region: 20-511 (163 amino acids)
Source: RefSeq, a predicted model, not a curated record
AGCAGUUUUUUGUGUCAAGAUGCUGCGCCAGACCUCUGUCGCCUUCAACACCUUCCUCACCCGGUCGGUGGCGACGGCGCCGAUAUCGGUCAUCCGCACCGGCCCGAAGUGGUGGGCCGAGCCGGAGCGCAUGGUGAAGCACAAGGUCAUGUACUUUACCAUGGGCGUCGAUCAACUGCCGCUGCGCCGCACUGCGGUGAUUCAGAAGGACCUCCAUCGUUUUCAUAUGUGCCGGCCCCCGCCGCGCUUCGGCGACGCCACCGGCUACAAGCGCUCUCGCGGGGCGCAGCUGACGACGUGGUACCGCCGCAUCCAGUACCAGGAGUACCACAUGCAGCACCUCUUUGUGCGGCACAUGUGGGGGCUGCUGCGGAUGUACCCCGGUAACACGACGAAGAUCCAGGGCAAGGCGGACGACGGCUACGUCGGCUACGAUUCCGUACCGUUCCACCGCUACAACCGCACCCCCCUGCCCUUCCCUGCGCGGGAGAUUUACGAGCGUCGCAAGUAA